Messenger RNA from Blepharisma stoltei, 1053 nucleotides. Lineage: Eukaryota; Ciliophora; Heterotrichea; Heterotrichida; Blepharismidae. The record is from the annotation of a GenBank genome assembly.
AUGGAAGAGUCAAAAGACCGUAAAGGUGUAAAGCAUGGUGGCGAUGUGAACCUCAAUUGCCGCUUCUACAGAAACCAAUUUCCUAAAAUCGAUGACAUUGUAGUAGUUGAAGUCCAACGUGUAGAAAACGAAGGCGCUUAUGUCUCUUUAUUAGAGUACAAUAAUAUUGAAGGGAUGAUUCCUUUAGGUGAGCUUUCACGCAAGAGAAUCAGAUCGGUGACAAAACUUACCCGAAUCGGCAAAACAGAGUAUGUCACAGUCAUAAGAGUAGAUGAAGCUAAGGGUUAUCUUGAUCUAUCUAAGAAACGAGUGGCUCCUGAAGAAAUUCAAGAAUGCGAAAACAAAUUUAAUAAGUCGAAGACUGUAAAUAGCAUACUACGACAUGUUGCACAAACCACAAAAACAGAUAUAGAGAUUUUAUACGAAACUAUCGGAUGGCCCCUUUAUGAUAAAUAUGAGCAUGCAUAUGACGCUUUUAGGAUGGCUGUUAGUGACUCUAAUUCAGUGCUUGAAGGCUUAGAAAUGACUCAGGAAGUCAAAAAUUCUUUGCUGUCAGUCAUAAGAUCAAGACUAUCUCCACAUCCUAUUAAUAUUAGAGCAGAUUUUGGAGUAACCUGCUUUGAAUAUGAUGGGAUUGAUGCUAUAAAAGAAGCUCUUUCAGCUGGCGCUGCUAUGGCAUCUGACAGAAUUCAAGUAAAAAUCAGACUUAUAGCAGCCCCUGUCUUUGUUCUAGUAGUUACUACAAUUGAUAGGAAUCAAGGGAUGAUUUUAGCAAAUAGUGUGCUUAGGAAAAUCAUGGAAGAAAUCAAAUCAAGAGGCGGAAAUUUUGUAAUGAAAGAAGAGCCCCAUUGUUUAAAUGAUCAAGGCGACUUAGACAUAGAAGAAUAUAUACAGAAGCAGAAUAAUGCUAAACAUAUUGAAGAAGGAGAGGAAGAAAAUGAUGAAGGUAUGGAUGUUGAUAUUGGGGUUGACAUAAAUGCAAUUGAUGCUAAGCAGGAAUUGGAAGAAGAUGUGGACGAAGGAGAAGCUGAAGAAGAAAAAGGGGAAGCUUAA